GAGAGAGAGAGAGAGGUAUAUAAAGAGAGCUGGCCUGUGAGAUGGGCAUCAGUCUUCUCUCACUCUCUCUCACUCACUCACUGGGAGCGUGCAGAUGGCGUCCUACAAGGCAAUGGUAGUGGUGGCGGUGGUGGUGGUGGCUGGGCUCAUUACCCCAGCCACCUCACGACCUCAGCAGACCAAACCCGGACGACCGAAACCCCACGGACCACCCCACGGGCACCCCCACGCAGGACCGCAGUUUGUCCACGUGCAAGCCCCUAUCCCACAGCUGCCACCAGUUCACGCCGGCCAGGGCCCAGUGCACGGACAGACUGCUAAUGCUUUCCUGCAGGGCUUCCCAGGUGGUCCAGGCGCCACAUUGGUCCAGCAGCCCCCAAGCAUUGAGAUCCUUCCCAAUGGUCAGAGAAUAGUACAGCCAGUGAGUCUCGAAGUAGCACCACACGGACCACAGCCAGUUAGCUACGAGAUCCUUCCUGACGGCCGAAGAGUGAUCGCUCCUAUCAGUCUGGAAUUGGGUGUGCAUGGAGGACCUGGAGGGGUGAUUGGGACCCCUGGAGCAGCCGUCGGACACUUCCCAGCCCACGUUCAGCCUGCAAACUUCCCAGGGGCACCUCAGCCAAACUUCCAGGGACAGAGUUUCCAGCCUAACUUCCAGCAGGUGUACCCCGGGGCUCCCGCUCAAGGCUUCCCCCAGGGGCAGCAAGGACAUGGGGGAGCAGCGACCCCCUCUGUUGACGUGAGGGGGGCGGGAAAUGGAAAAACUACUCCUUAAAUUGACCUAAACUAUCUUUUUUUCUUUUUUACUUCUCUCUCUCUCUCUCUCUCUCUCUCUUUCUCUCUCUCUCUCUGGUAUUUAUUCCCUCCCCGCCUCCCACCAACACACGCACGCACGCACGCUCGCACAUCAUAGUUCACCUGUGUGUGUGUGUACGUGUGUGUGUGUGCGUGUGUGUAUACCGGCUGUGUGUAUCCAUGUACGUUUUUCUAUGCAUACAUUGUUGAAUAAAUGAGAAGACAUG
Messenger RNA from Portunus trituberculatus (swimming crab), 1022 nucleotides. Its product is annotated as U1 small nuclear ribonucleoprotein C-like. The record is from RefSeq and is a predicted model, not a curated record. Bases 95 to 775 code for a protein of 226 amino acids. NCBI's taxonomy places the organism in Eukaryota, Metazoa, Arthropoda, Malacostraca, Decapoda, Portunidae. The transcript has 2 exons.